CUGUUACAGAAUCGCAGCUCAAGGAAAGGUAUGUGCGUGCUCAAGCAUCAAUGGAAGCAAGCACAUGAAAGAAAACGGCAUCGGAACAUCCAUACUCCCAGCAAGCGCCAACCUGCACAACUGCAGUUUCUCUGGAUCUUCUUGAAUUCCCGACAUCGGGUGCUUCCUCAAACGCGCUCUCCAGCUCGUCAGGUGUGCGAAGAGCCGCUGCCGCUCCAUAUGUCCGGAGUGCUGGUAGAGAGGCAUAGCAUAGGCAUCGGCAUCGGUAUCGGUCAUGGCUUCUCAGCAUGUGCUAUUCUAUUUUUUACUUAGUCUUGGUAGGUACCAUCGGGGUGUCUCCCAGCUGAAAGGACACCGCCCACAGGGCCAUGACCUACCCACCCCCUUGCCAAGAUGGGCAUAAGGGACGAGAGGAAUGUUGCCCUCUUCCGAUGCAUUGGACCGCGGGGUUAGCUACAGUACCGUAUGAGUACGUCCCAAGUGGGACGGGAGUCAGUCACUCAUUAAGUGAACACUGCCACCGGUAGCUGACAUUGACUUUUAUUUCUGCUUGGACACUUUUCUCUCUCUCUCUCACAUAUUCUUGCUUUCUCUACAAUACAUUGAUUGAUCUCGGUUGUGGUUGUUACUUGUACAUCUUGCACAUUCCUGUCAUAUACCCUUACGUCGAAUUGUAUCCAUUUCACCGGGCAUUGGAACGUGGUGUGAGAAGAGAAGGACAAGUGUUGGUUACUACUUUCAGCCAGGCGCAGAGAUCCAAUCCAUCUCCAAGAUGGCUACCAAAGUCGGCGGCGUAAAUGGCAAGAAGCCAACUUCUGCUGCAACGAAUUUGAUCGGUAUUUCUCUAUGAUCCAGAAUAUACACACACCAACUAACUCAUCUCCAGCCGGAGGAGCAGCAGGCAUGAUGGAAGCCCUCGCAUGUCAUCCUCUAGGUCUGUCUCCUCUAUUUCAUUCUCCCAUUUCCUCUCUCCUUUUCCCUCCUACUCGAAACUAAUCAAAAGAUGCAAAGACACCAUCAAAGUGCGCAUGCAACUCUCCACGCGCGCCCGUUCCAAAAACGCCCCUAAACGCGGCUUCGUAAAAACCGGCAUGGAAAUCGCACGCAAAGAAACACCCUUAGCACUAUACAAAGGACUCGGCGCCGUACUAACCGGUAUCGUACCCAAAAUGGCGAUACGGUUUACCAGUUUCGAGGCUUACAAGAGGAUGUUGGCGGACAAACAGACGGGGAUUGUGAGUGGGAAGGGGACAUUUCUUGGUAUGUUUUUCUAUACUCUUUCACGGAGUUUAAAAAGGGGAUGGUUAAGGAAGGAAGGAGUGAUUCAAUAUAACUGAAGAGAAAUGCUAAUCGACCAAACCACAGCCGGUCUAGCAGCCGGAGUAACCGAAGCAGUCGCAGUAGUAACCCCCAUGGAAGUCAUCAAAAUCCGACUGCAAGCCCAACACCACUCCAUGGCUGACCCGCUCGACAUCCCCAAAUAUCGCAACGCCGCCCACGCCCUCUACACCGUCGUCAAAGAAGAAGGCUUCCUCGCCCUAUACCGAGGAGUCUCGCUAACCGCCCUCCGACAAGGUUCUAACCAAGCAGUCAACUUCACAGCAUACAGCUACUUCAAGACCUGGCUGCAGAAAUAUCAGGAUCUGGAUCCCGCGGCGACUUUACCGGGUUAUCAGACGACGGUUAUUGGAUUGGUCUCCGGGGCGAUGGGACCUCUGAGUAAUGCGCCGAUUGAUACGCUGAAGACGAGGUUGCAGAAGACGCCCAAGGGGCCGGGUGAGACGGCGUUGGGGAGGAUGUUGUCGAUUAGCAGGGAUAUGUUUAAGUGCGUCUUUCUCCCUAUCUCCCGUUCUCUACUCUUCUAUUUGCGCUUCCAGCUUUCCUCUUCAUUCCCUCUAUCACCUUAAAACCUCUUCUCUUCCCUCAACCAAAACAUCACAACCAAAUCCCAGUAUCCCAAGAUCCCCCUUCCAUCACCCCCCUCAUCCCCUCUCCCUCUCCCACCCUCAUCCCCCAAACCCUCAAACCAAAAUUUAAAAAACAAGCAACCUAACACAUCCAUCCCACAGACAAGAAGGUUUCCACGCCUUCUACAAAGGCAUCACCCCCCGCGUCAUCCGCGUCGCCCCCGGUCAAGCAGUCACCUUCACGGUCUACGAGUUCCUGAAAGAGAAACUGGAGAGGAAAACCAACCCGUUUUUGAGUGGGGAGUUUGAGGAGUAGGUGGGUAGGGUUUGUUGUUGGGAUAUGUGAUGGUAUGGUAUGAUAUUGUUUGUGUGGUGGGUGUGUGGGGUGAGAAGGGUGAGGGGUGUGAGAAGUACGAUACUCUUUUCACCUUUUUCUCUGGCGGAGGGUGGGUAUGAGGGGGAUGGGAUGGGAUGGGAAUUGGUAUCUUCUUCGCGGUAAGGGAGGCGAAGGAAGCUUUUUUUUUUCCCUUUUUGGGUUUUUCGAAUCUAUGGAUUGGAUUGGAUUACCAAAUCGACAAUACAGUUUUGAGUUGCGAGAUAUGCUGGGUUUGCAUUGCAUUGGAUUGUUGGGAUUGUAUAUAGGAUAGGAUGGGAUAGGAUAUGAUAGGAGAACAUAGUAGAACGAAUGCCUGCAUUUAGACACAUACUGCUGCGGGGGAAUAUAUUUACUCUUACCAUUAAAGAAU
This is a messenger RNA of Hymenoscyphus albidus, 2653 nucleotides long. The record is from the annotation of a GenBank genome assembly. NCBI's taxonomy places the organism in Eukaryota, Fungi, Ascomycota, Leotiomycetes, Helotiales, Helotiaceae.